AUGUACAACUACUCCGUGCCGGAACCCGAGGUUAACAACACGUACACGUCUCCAUAUCUACACACAGCUCUACUUUGCAACCUGCUGAAGCCGACCAAGUCCACGUCCACCAUCGAUGCCUCGUUCACCUUCUCGUUCAUAUCACUGUUGCAUCCUGGCGUCGACUUAAUGGAGACCAUACUUGGCGUUAUAGGAGACCCUGGAGAAACCACUUCAUCCGAAACGUCAUUUGUGGAACAGGCCAAGACGUUCGAGGGUAAAUCCAUCCAAUCUCUUGUAAUUGCAGAUAGCAAUGGUAACCACGAGACCACCUCGUCGGGUCAUUUAAACAUGUAUCCUUUACCCAAAAGACGUGCACCUGGAGGCGGAGAACUACCUGGGCUGCAUCAAGCGAGUGUACACUCCGAUUACCGAGGACGCUAA
Molecule: messenger RNA, 423 nt
Organism: Phytophthora nicotianae INRA-310
Lineage: Eukaryota; Oomycota; Peronosporomycetes; Peronosporales; Peronosporaceae
Exons: 2
Coding region: 1-423 (140 amino acids)
Source: RefSeq, a predicted model, not a curated record